Messenger RNA from Salvelinus namaycush (lake trout), 2195 nucleotides. RefSeq names its product sodium-dependent phosphate transport protein 2B-like. The record is from RefSeq and is a predicted model, not a curated record. The coding region runs from base 58 to 1983 and encodes 641 amino acids. Lineage: Eukaryota; Metazoa; Chordata; Actinopteri; Salmoniformes; Salmonidae. Gene Ontology annotation, molecular function: sodium:phosphate symporter activity. Gene Ontology annotation, biological process: sodium-dependent phosphate transport; intracellular phosphate ion homeostasis. Gene Ontology annotation, cellular component: brush border; vesicle; apical plasma membrane. The transcript is spliced from 13 exons.
GUGAAUUCCCCUUUUCAUAAGGACUGCUGCAAAAGCCUACUCCUCCACUUCAGGGCAAUGGCUCCUCGUCCAGAAGUCAGAGAUACCUCUUCUCCCACUCUUGAUGAUGCAGAUACGGCACCCAAAGACUCAGUCGUCCUGCCAGCAUAUUCUACAGAGGACAAGUAUGAGGAUGACCCCUGGAACCUCCCUGAACUGCAGGACAAUGGACUCAAGUGGUCAGAGUUGGAUACCAAAGAGAAGGUUAUGCGGGUUCUGACUGCGAUUGUCAAGUUCAUUCUGCUGGUUGGAUUUCUCUACAUGUUCGUUUGCUCUCUAGACGUCCUGAGUUCUGCUUUCCAGCUAGUUGGAGGUAAGGCAGCUGGGGACAUCUUCCAGGACAAUGCGGUGCUGUCCAACCCUGUGGCUGGCCUGGUGAUUGGAGUGCUGGUCACAGUGUUAGUCCAGAGUUCUAGCACGUCUUCCUCUAUUGUGGUCAGCAUGGUGUCUUCUGGAUUGCUGGAGGUCCAGUCUGCAGUGCCAGUCAUUAUGGGAGCCAACAUUGGAACCUCAGUCACCAACACCAUUGUGGCCAUGAUGCAGGCAGGGGACAGAAAUGAGUUCCGCAGGGCAUUUGCUGGUGCCACAGUGCAUGACUUCUUCAACUGGCUGUCUGUGCUAAUCCUGCUGCCUCUAGAGGCAGCUACUGGUGUCCUGUACAAACUCACCAAGAUCGUCAUCGACUCCUUCAACAUCCAGGGGGGAAACAACGCCCCUGACCUGCUCAACGUCAUCACCGACCCUCUCACCGAUGCCAUCAUAGAGCUGGACAAAAAUGUAAUCAGUGACAUUGCCACCGGUGACCCAGCAGCCAGAAACAAGAGUUUGAUCAAAAUCUGGUGCAAAACAGAGAAAAUCACGACUCUUGUGAAUAUAACAGUUCCCUCAGCUGCCAAUUGCACGACCGGUGCCCUCUGUUGGGUGGAAGGCAACAAGACAUUGACCCAGAUAAAUGUCACUGAAACAAUCAAUCUAGAGAGAUGCAACCAUAUCUUUGUUUAUGCUAACCUGCCUGACCUGGCUGUGGGCCUCAUUCUGCUGGCCCUAUCCCUGCUCAUCCUCUGUACCUGCCUCAUCCUCAUUGUCAAGCUGCUCAACUCCAUGCUUAAGGGACAGGUGGCUGUGGUCAUCAAGAAGGUGCUCAACACAGACUUCCCUUUCCCCUUUGGCUGGGUCACUGGUUACAUUGCCAUCAUGGUCGGAGCAGGAAUGACCUUCAUUGUCCAGAGCAGCUCUGUCUUCACCUCUGCAAUCACGCCCCUUGUUGGUAUUGGUGUUAUUAGCCUUGAGAGAGCUUAUCCCCUGACAUUGGGCUCAAAUAUUGGCACAACCACCACUGCUAUUCUUGCUGCUAUGGCUGCUCCUGGAGAAACACUAGCCAACUCACUGCAGAUUGCACUGUGCCAUUUCUUCUUCAACAUAGCGGGGAUUCUGCUGUGGUACCCCAUCCCCUUCACUCGGAUCCCCAUCCGCUUGGCCAGAGCCCUGGGGAACCGCACAGCCAAGUACCGUUGGUUCGCAGCGCUCUACCUCUUACUCUGCUUCUUCCUCAUGCCCCUGACCAUCCUGGGGCUCUCCCUGGCCGGCUGGCAGGCCCUGGUUGGGGUGGCCGUACCCAUCGUUGUCCUCGCCAUCUUCAUCAUCGUUGUUAACCUGAUGCAGGCACGUUGUCCUCAGUACCUGCCCAGCGGGCUGCGUGACUGGGACUUCCUGCCCCGCCCCCUGCACUCCAUGGCCCCCUGGGACCGUGUGGUGAUGUCAGGCAUGGCCUUCUGCGGCGCUCGCUGCUGCUGCUGCUGCAAGUGCUGCCAGAGUACUGAGGAUGAAGAGAAGGGUUUGCAGGAGAGGAAGAAGAGUCUGGAGAUAUAUGAUAACCCAGUCCUAACCAGAGACGAUGAGCCGCAAGAGACCUCCAAGGAAACUAUGAAAGCUACACAGCUCUAACGCAGUUACCAUAUCUAUCUGUAAGACAUAAAUAACCUAUUUGUAACAUGUUUGUAAUUCUCCAAGUUUGCUUUGGCUUUAUGGAGUUAACCAGUCUCUGUUUCGGUGAUAUUGUAUCAUGUGGUGUAAGCCUGAACAGGGCAACUGCACAUCUUGUAGGAUAACAUCACCAAAAAGUGAGUGUCCACUGUAUAUACACUGAGUAUACUAAA